Molecule: messenger RNA, 15480 nt
Organism: Bursaphelenchus okinawaensis
Lineage: Eukaryota; Metazoa; Nematoda; Chromadorea; Rhabditida; Aphelenchoididae
Source: the annotation of a GenBank genome assembly
AUGGAUGAGUGCCGAAGACUGGCCCAGGAGGGUGAAGAAGAAAUAAAGAGAGGCAAUACUCAGGAUGGUAAGUCAUUUUUUGGUGUAGUUUUUGAUUUUAGAGGAGGAUUAUGGUGGUAUGCUUUUAUUUUGAUUGUUAACAUAAGUUUUGCUGUUUUUAGGUAUUAAACUGCUUCAACAGGCGUUAGAACAAGGAACUCAGGACCCUCAGUUGUUGUCAGCUAUAUAUUCACAGUUGGGAAACGGAUAUUACGCGUUUAGAGACUUUGCAGCGGCUUGUAAAUAUCAUGGCAAUGAUUUGUUGCUUUCUCAGUAAGUUUUUAGCUAUAUUUUCAUAGUUUUAGGCUUUUACAACACAAAAAUUGGUAGAAAGUUGCUUAAGAGACUUUUGUUUGAAAUGAUAAGUAUUGGGACAAUUUAAACUACCGUUUUCGUUGUUUUAGCGUACAAAGUGAUCCGCUAAUGGAGAUCAAAGCCAUGUGUAAUAUCGCUCAUUCGCUCGCAAUGAACGGAAACGUUGAUGAGGCGAUUAAUAAUGCUAGAGAAGUCAUUUUAGCUGCUGUUGAUGUUGUUGAAAUGGUAUGUUUAUUUUCUAUUGGUUUUUGAAUUUAGAUUUAUGUUUUAGUCAAUGUACGAAUGCCGAGGAUAUUACGCGUUAGGAUGUUCAUACUUUCAAAAGUUUCUUCGAAAUUCAGCAGAGCUCGGGUUGAAUAAUGCUGAUGUUGUUAAUACAAUUCAUGAUGCUAUUGAAGCUUACACGUAAGGGUACUUUUAAAUUUUAAAACUGGUUUUAAAAUUUUUUGCUUAAAUUUACUGUUUAUUAAGGGUAAUAAAACCUUUAAAGCUUUGUUGUUUCAGAAAGUGCCUAGAAAAGAGUGUGGAUGAAAAUGGUCGUAUUUUGCCAAGUUGUUCAGUGGUGCGAAGUUUGACUUUAGGGAAUUUAGGUAUUAGCUACUAUUACCUCGGGCAAUUUGACAGAGCGAAACGUUAUUAUGAAAUGGUGUGUUUUUUUUUAAUUUGGAUAGAAUUUUAUGAAAAUUAUUGUUUUUCAGCUUUUUUAUUGUUUAAACGAUGCAAUGCAAAAAAAACUGUUUUAAUGUUUGCACUGUGCAGUUUUUUAACUUUUUUUGGUUUGCACUGUGCAAUAACUUAAUUCUUGAUUGUAAUUUAUAGUAAACAUGUAUUUAAAAACAUGUUUGAAUAAAAAUAUGAUUUCAGAGACUAGAAACAGCCAAAAGUGUUGGCGACAGAGCAGCACAACUUCGUACAUAUACAAAUUUGGGUAACACUUGCGCACAAAUUGGCGAAUAUCAAGAAGCAGUUGUCUAUUAUGGGUAAUGUCGUUUUGUUUUUUAUAUUUAUUAGUUUUACAUUAAAUUUUUUUUACUUUUGCGUUUUAUUGUAAAAUACGGUCUUUGUUUCUUUUAGCUUAUAUUGUCUUAAUUUUGAUUGUUUGGUAUAAAAUUAUGACAGUUGUGAUAUUUUUUUUUGAAAAAAGUUUAAAAUUUAAAAACAUUUCAUUUUAACUCAUGACCAUGGAUUAAAUUAUGUUGUGGAUAACAUAGUUAAUAUAAAAAUAGUGAUUAUGCUUACUUGUCCUGUAUAAAAGUAAUUAUAGUCGAGCACUGACGAUUGCUAAUCGAGAUAAAAAGAAGGAUACUGCCGCCCAAUUAUACUUUAAUCUUGGCUCAACCGAAGCACUUCAGGGCAAUUACAAAGAGGGUACGUUCUAAUUUGUUUUUUACAAUAUAUAACUAUAUAAUGUGCAUUAUCUGGUGACGUCGGGGAAUAUUUGGUUUGUGUGAUAGUUAUAUGACUGUGUAUUUGAAAUAUGGCAGGCUUUGGGUCAUUUAUAUUGUGGCAGAAAAGAUUUGUCGUCGAUUUGUGAGGAUUUGUAUGGGGAGAAACGACAAGACUUUAUUUAUCUUUGUCUUGACUUGAACUUAUAAUAACAGAUUUCGAACAUAGAAAAAGGUAAUAUUAAAAUAGUUACCUGCCUCUAAACCCGACAAUUUGCUUUGAAAAGGGGCACACAAUUAUUUUAACUACUUUUUAUUUUGGUACGAUGCGACAAAGUUCAUAUGUGCUAUAAAUGUCAUCCAAACCCAAUAUAACUACGAAAUCUAGCAUUCACUCAAAGAUACCAAUUCUACGUAAACAGGUUAUAAUUGCGAGUACAACAUGAAUCCCGCUUUUACGAAAUGGCAACGAAAUUGGGAGGCUUUAAAUAACCACCUCUUAAUGAUCGUACUUUAUUUGGCAUCAGGAGUCACGAGAAACGGGGGUUGGGGGCAAUUAGCCACCUAUUUAAGGCCUCACGAUUAUUGUUAUCGAGACUAAUAUCGCCUGAACGGAAGGUAUUUGGCCAAGAGUGGCGAUUAAUCUUAGAUUUUUAGAUAUUUUUUGUAGUAUUAAGGGGGUGCCGGGUAUAAGUGGCAACAACGAGGGACAAUUUGAAAGUUCAAAGGCUGGGCGUUGGGUGAGGGAGUAUAGGCGGUGUUUUUUUUAAAUUAGGUUAGGUAUUGAUUUGAUUUAUUCGAUUUUUUUUUGGUUCUUUUAUUUUCAAAAUGGUUUUUUAAGUUGUUGAAGCAAUUGAUGAAAUAUUACUAUAAAAUUGUUUACAUCACUUCAGAGGAAAAAUUUUGAAAUAUAUAUUUUAUAGGUUAACAUAGGAUAAUACGUUGGAUUAAUUUGAGUAGUUAUACAGUUUUAAAGUAUAUUUUUUCAAUAAUGAUGAGUACUAGUACUUGUAUUGGUAAAGUAAACCAUACAAUCAUUAAGGGUCUUUUAUUGUAAACACAAUGCAUUAAUUUGAAUUGGAAUAAUGUAGUGUUUAUGGCAAAAAUUUUGUUACUUUUGUGGUUUAUGUUACACAUUAAACCCUGCUUUUAUGGAAAUGUAUAUUUUUAAUGUCAGAGUAGUAUGUGACCAGUGCCGGGCGGGGACUUUUGGUCUGGGGGCGGGGGUCGAAAAAUCCACAGGGGGGACCACGUUUAACUUUUUUCUAACUUUUUUUUCUGGGGGAGACACGUAAUGUACAGCCAAUGUAUAUUUUUUAUAAAAAAUUUUGAGAUUUUAAAUUGCAUAUGAAGGUCGUUAUGAAUUUUUGAAAAAACUCAUUUUCACCCAAAUUACACAAAUUUUCAGUUGGAAAUCACUUUUUUCAUCAAAAAUUUCUAAGUUUUUGGCUAUUUUAUCGUUGGAAAUGCAUUUUUGAGAUGAAAUUUCAUGUUCUCCGCGUUGGCGGAGAGCUUUAAAUCAUCGGCGGAGGCCAUAACUCGCUUCAAACUUUAUGGCGAAACUUGAAGCCAAAAUCGAUCUCCUUACAAUUUUAUGCGCUAUCUUCUGAUGUAUAAGUUUUAAUAAAAUAUUAAGGUAAACACAAAAGGUUACUCAAAAGAGGCAUAUCAAAUGCAUAAUACGUCAAAAUGUGUUAUAUUGUUUUUAGGAGCAUAGAUAUGGUUAAAAAAGUUAACAAAUUUUUUACUUACGCAACUUAAGUUACUUAUUUUACUUUUUUUAGUAUUAUCUUGAAAAAACUAUCCAAAACAAAAACUGCAACUUAAAAUUUCGGCUGACUUUUAUUGUAAUAAUUAUCAUUUUAAAAUAUAAAUCAAAAAUUGACUUUUCAUGAUGAUAAUAAGCUAGCCUUUAAAAUUUUUGUAAUUACCUUAACAUUUCAAUAGAACUUAUACAUCGGCAGAUAGCGCAUAAAAUUUUAGGAAGAUCAGUUUUGGUUUCAAGUUUCUCCUUAAAGUUUGAAGCGAGUUAUGGCCUCCGCCGAUGAUUUAAAGCUCUCCGCCAACGCGGAGAACAUGAAAUUUCAUCUCAAAAAUGCAUUUCCAACGAUAAAACAGCCAAAAACUUAGAAAUUUUUGAUGAAAAAAGUGAUUUCCAACUGAAAAUUUGUGUAAUUUGGGCGAAAAUGAGUUUUUUCAAAAAUUCAUAACGACCUUCAUGUGCACUUUAAAAUCUCAAAAUUUUUUAUAAAAAAUAUACAUUGGCUGUACAUUAUGCGUGCUAAAUUUUGUCUUCCUAUCUUUUUUCAUGGCUAAGUAAAAAAUUUUUCAAAAGUUACAAAUUUCUUGAAACACCCUGUAAAUCUUCCUGUAUUAUAUUUUUUUUGCAAAACGCCACAUUUUAUUACCGUUUUUUGAAACAAAACCGCAUUAAAUGCCGAUGUUUGAGAAGUUUAUGAGAGCCGAAAAAUCUAACUUGUUUUAUUAUGAGUGGCCGAGAAUCGAAAAGCACCGGCGGAGUGCAUUAUUUUCAUAUGUAUUUGCUUGCCAACCUGUUCUCUAACGUAUGCAAAUUGUAUUGUUUUGCGCGCAUUUUGUUGGCUUAAAGCAGUUCUUUGCAAUUUAAAUGAGACAAAAGUUUACUUUUGACUAUUGUGAUGAGAAUUUGAUAGGUUUGCUGUAAAUAUAGUUGAUUUUAUAAUGGAUGUCUACUACCUCAUGAUCCGGUUUCUUUUUUGAAGUACAUAAAAUUUGAAAUAUCGUAAAAAAAGAUGUUUUAGAAUUUUUUUGUCAAAAGUUGUUAAACGCUUUUGGUCUACGCGUGGUUAGGCGUAAAAGUUUUUGAGAGUUAUAUUAGAAUAGGUGAAAUAGUCUUUGUGCUUUGGCUGGAAAAAAAUUAAAGUUUAUGUUAUUAUAAACGUCUUUUAAUGCAUCUUUUGUAGACUAUUUUAUUCGGAUUGAUAGUAGAAUCCUUGUUCAUUACCUUAAAAUAUUGAAAAUAAUGGUUUUAAUUUUAACAUUUGGGACCAAAUUACUACAUUUCUUUAAAUUGUUAGUGUUUUGUUCAAAUGUACAACACAAAACUGUUCAAAAAGGUGUUUUCAUAUUAAAAUUCGUGGCCAACAUUAACAUAUCGAAAAUUAUGUCUACUAGACUAUUCAAAAAUGCCAUAAUAUGCAAAAGGAUGGCGUGAAAUAAACACGAAUUACGUGUGUCAGUGUUUUAUGCAUCUUGAGACCAUUUGUGUAGAAUACAAUGGCAUGUUGGUAAUUUCGAUAUCUAUGGUGAUGGGCUGUGUUUUUAAAGUUUCUGUCUAAAUUAGGGUUUUUCAAGUCUAACAAUUUGUAAAGGCAGUGUAAAAAUGUUUUGAUUUGAAAAAUAUAAAGUCUUGGAUUACUUUUUAAAUACAACAAGUUAUACAUGUUUAAAUUUAUAACGUCUUAUUGUAUGCUACACAAAUGCUUUCAAAUUUUGCAAGAUCUAUUUCUAAAAACGUACUUGUCUUUGUUUUCGAAAAUGAUUUCCUUACAUAUUUCAAACUCUUCUUCAACACACAUGUCCUGUAUACGUUUUUGUGAUCGCAAAAAAUACAGCCAUCGUAUUUUUGAAAGCCGUAAACAUGUUCAUAUUUCAAGCACGAGCACCCAGAAAAACUUUUAUAGUACUAUAUUCUUGUUUUUACCACAGCUUUUUCGACUAGACUUUUCAAUUUUCUUGGACAACUUUUAACUUUUUUUGGCGUUUUUUGUCAAAAAUUCCUUUUGAAAUUUAAUUGCCCUUUUUGUUUGAUGGAAUGUAAAAAUCGCGAUGUUUAUUCAAUUCACCAUGCCCGCUGUUUGUUUAUUUUUUCUCUUGCCAAAUUGUUGUGCCAAAUCAGAAGAGAGCUGUUCGAAAAACGAGUUCUCCGGCCACAGACUUUUUUGCCGGACUUUUGCGGAUGACUUGUUUUAGGCGGUUUGGAACAACGUUCCAUGGAGGGGGAGGGGAUGGAAGGCAGAUGUUUUGUGGUUGAAGGAUGUGAAGGUUGUGUUUGUUAGGCUUCUUUUAUCACUUGUCACACUUAUUUGUUUUUGGAUUUGCUUUAUGAAUUGACAGUUUUUUUGUCUGUUUAUCAGUGUGGCGGUAUGAUUUUUAUUUUUGGUUACGACUACUGUCGGCGUGAAAUUUUGAUCGCAGAAGGGCUGGGGAGGGUUUGUUUAAAAAAAUUGAAAUACGGAGGGUUGAAGACUACUUUUUUAGUAUAUUGGGUAUUUAUUGUUUUUUAUUCGUAUUUUAAACUUGAAACUGACAAGUUUGCCAAGUUCUUUAUAUAACUUUAUAUUUUUUCAGCCUUUUUAUAUCACUUGUCACACUUGGAGCUAGCGAAAGCGUUGAGAGAUGUUGCUGGCGAAGCACGCGCUUACUUGAACCUUUCCAAUUGUCUAGAGAACUUGGAUCAACUACAAAAAGCUCUAUACUUCUUGGCAUUGUACUGGAAUUUGGCUUAUAAGGUAGGUGUUUUUUGGAAACAAUUUUGAUGGUUUGGAGGAAGACAAAGAAGUUAUUUGGCUAUUACCUGGUUUACCAGUUUUGAGAAAUUAACGUAGUAAUGUUACCUAAAGAAUGGGAUUGUUAAAAGUCGUUUUAGAGCUAAAAUGGCUAGUUUUGAAGUAACAGCUUAAUUUUUUUAAAGGGCUGAUUUUGGUCAAAAAUUAUAAGAGUUGUAACAUUUCAAGCUUCAGAAGCUUCUAAAUGAAUUUGUAUAGCUGAUUUUGUGGCUUUUAGAAAAAAAUAAUGCAAAUAAUGAAAGAUACACAAACGUGUGACCUUUUUUGUUUGGUUAUAUUAUAUAUGAAUUGAAGCUUUACUUUGUUUUGUUAUUUUGGGGAACUGAAUUUUCACUUAUGAAAGGCAUGUUGGUUGUGAUACGUGUUUAUGAUCACGGGGAAGUUGAAUUUGCAAAAAGUUGAUUUUUUUGUUUUUAUAAAUAAGUUAGGGAUGGCAUUUGAUGUCUUAAAGGGCUUGGGAGGGGCGGUUUUUUCGUUUUUUUGAGCAAAUCUGGAAAAUCUUAAAUGAUUGUUAUUUCUAUUCGUAAUGUGUUAGCUUUUUUGGCGUUAUUUUUUGAUUUUCGGGUCACACAGGGUUGGACCGCCCUGGCGGGGUCAAAAAAUCCUAGGUUCGGCCCGGAUCGUUUGAAAAACUUGUUGUGGGCUAGUUUUCAACCUUGGCUCACGGGCAGGGCCUAAACUGCAGGCAUGACCCGUUUCAACUAUACUUAAAGGCCGGUUCGGCCUGAUUGCAGGGCCGGACUUACACGGCCCGUUUCUUAACCUUAUAUAAGCUAAUGUUGUAGCACUUAAAAAACUAUAAUUUUUGCAAAUUCAAAAGCCAAAACGUCAAAAAGUUGAAAAAAUUGUAGUGCAAAAACCAAAAAGUCAAAAAAAUUGUAUCAACAUCACGUUGUCGCAAAACGACGCAAUUAAACAACGUGACCCAAAAAUGACGGCGUGCCAUGCGCUACACACGGCGCCACAAUCACCGUUAAUGAGAUGUGUCAGUUUUGGGGAAUUUAAAUAAUCCAAUUUGGCAUGUUUUCUUCCAUUUUUUUGUCGUUCAAAUUAAAGUUUUUCCUGCUUUUUUGCGGUUUAUAAGCAAAUUCUCGGGAGAGUGGGUGAACGGGACGGCCCCACAAAACCCGGACGCCAAAAGAUGCCCGCAAGGCAUAUUCUUUUGAUAUUUACGUAGUAAUUUUAUAGUUGGCCUGUGGGGGAGAGGAGUUACUGGGGUUUCUAAUUGUUUGGGAAGAUAUUGUAGGGACGAAUGUUGCUAAAAGGAAGAGGGGGGGGUGAAUGGGGGUUAAUGUCUCUGCUUGUAGUGAUGGUGGGUUGGGCGUUAGGUUUUUUGAAGGUAUCGUCGAGAGGUUUACGGGUUUGAUGUUUGUGUAUAUUUUUUAAAAGUAACAUUUAUUGUUCGAGAGAUUAGAAGCCCCCCCCCCCAGAAAAAAAAAUUUUGAAACAAGUUGAACGUGGUCCCCUCUGUGGAUUUUUUGGAAAAAAUUUUUUGCAAAAAAUCGGCACAGGUAGAGCUACCUGUGCCGAUUUUUUUCGACCCCCGCCCCCAGACCAUAAGUCCCCAACCGGCACUGGCUAUGGGAUUUAAAAUUUGCUUGUUAUGAAGAGGUUUUGUUAUAUAGGGGUUCCUUAUUUAGAGGUUCCACUUUAGUAUUAUCGCAGAAGACUUUACGCAGAAGACUUUAUGGUAACAAGAAUUUUCUUUACAAAGCGAAAAAUGGUAAUAGCUUUCUUUAACAAAACUUUAAAUGGCCAGAACUUGGUUUUUAAAACAGAAAAGUUUAAAAAUUUUUUUUACAAAGAUAAAAACGACUGAACUUAGUUUAUAAAAAGGCAAGAACUUUCUUUAAAAGGCAUGAAAUGGUAAUAACUUUCUUAACAGAACAUAAAAUAGCAAAAACUUUCUUUACAAAACAUAAAAUGGCGUGAAUUUUCUACACUGAACAUAAAAUGGCAAGAACGUUAUUAACAAAUCAAAAAACGGCAAGAAGUUUUUUUUACAAAUUGCUAAACGUUCUAUAAAAUGUUAUGUGGUAAGCAUUUUUAAGCCUAUAAAACAUAGAUCACAUAAAUACACCUCAAAUAAUAUCAAGCUAUAUAUAAACCACAAAUUAUUACAAACAAACUAUAUAUAAACCUUAAAUUUUCACAAUAAUCCUAUACCUAAACCUCAUAUUAUCACAAACAAACAGUUCAUCUAGUUUGCUGUUUACCAUAUUAUGGCACUUUACUCAAAACAUAAUUGUUGGGGUGGAUUGACGUCACGAAAUGAGCAGGCUCAGUAGUUUCGGCCCGUCUUUCUUUUCGGCUGUCUUUAACAUCUUCUUUACCUGUGUUACAUCGGGUUGUGACGUCGGCAUGGGUAAUCCUCUACGGGGAUGCUCGAGAGUCACAAUCUGUUUGUGUUAACAUCGGACGUCAGCCGUCUUUGGUCGUUGCAAAAGAGUUUACAAAUGAAUAGAUAGUGUACGUACAACCAGUGGGUACGUUGACGCUGAAAAGUACGCGGAUGAUGUUAUGUUUUGAUUGAUGACGUGAUGACGAAGAAGGUGGAUAUAUAUGAGGACGUAUGAGCUUGAAAAAGCGUUUAUGACAUAUUAGGCAUGCUAUAGAGGGGUAGGUGUUUUAGAUUUUUGAGGUGUUAAUGAUAUAUUGUAGUUGGGGUUGAUCAAAUGUUUAGUUUUUCGGAAAGGGACGUUUUAUGCGAUGAAAUUUACUUUUUUUGCAUAGAAGAUGUGUUAUACGUUGAAACAUGUUCUUUUUGAUUUUUUUUAUUUGUGUAGACUAUUAAAGUGUUGUUAGUCAGGGGCAUUUUAGGGGUUUGGGUUGCAGGGGCAAGGGAGGGGUGGCAAGUAGUUGGAAAAAUGGGUUUUAUUGUUUUUAUGGAUUACAAUUUUAAGGGGCAUGUUAGAUGAUAAGACAUUUUUUCAAAUUUUUUAAAUAAUUUUUUUCACUGUUCUUACUAGGGGCUUUUUUCAAAUAUUCAUGUAAAAUGACGAGAAUUUUCUUUUUUUAUUUUAUUAACGUUAUAUUGUUGCGAUUGCUAAAUUUGAUAAGAAUGCGUUUUUCAAAAUGAAGUUUGAUUUAACAAUAGCCUUAAAAUGAUUUUAUUAACGGGUUUUUUUAAAAACGAACGUUUCAAGUUUUAUAGUACAAAUGUGAGCAUGGAGAAGAGGAUUUUAAUUUGGUACUUUGCCAAUUUUUUUCAACUUUUUAAAAAAUUAUUAACGGGACCAUGCUGACUCUGUUGACCUUUUUUUAAAAAAGUGUUAUGGGGGUGGUUUUUCUUUCUUUCUUUUAUUUAUUUUUUACGCUUUGUUUUGUAUAGGAAGUUUUUUAGCCUAAAGUUAACAUGGAAAUGAAAUUUUGAAAUUUUAAGCACAAAGCAACUACUAAGCCAACGUUUUUCUUUGUACGAUACUAAAUAGCCACGAUUCCUUUGUACCCAAAACUCUCGCUUCUUCCUUCAAACCCAAAACAUUUUUCGAGCAUUGUGUGCUGAAAGUAGCUAAUGUAAUCUGAUUUAUUCCAGCUAAACGAACAGCCGCUCAUCGAGAAGGCACGCGAGGCGGCGGAACAGAUGGUACAUCGCUAUCCGCACGAACUCGUGGAUUCAGAAGGCUUCGUUUGCGUCGAGGAUUGCUCUGAUUUGGCGGCGUUAAAGGAGAAAAUGGAAGGCAGCCAGAAACCGGGCAACUUUUUCAAAUUAACUAACAUAUCCGAGUCGCUGGAGACGUUUAUUCACGAUUGUCAGAAGCGUCGGCGGAAUUCAGCCCCGAAGAGAAGUCAACUGUAUGAGGUGGGAGAGUCGUCGAAUAAUACCGAGUUAAUGGAUUGCGGGAUUCAGAGGACUUCGGCAAUUCGAAGCACCAAGAGCUCACCCUCUAAUGAUAAGGUAACAUUUUUGUGAUAUUUGGUUAUAAUAUUAAUAACUAUAUUAUUUUGACAUUAUUUUUGUAUUAGGUUGUACACAUAAUUCUGGGCUCUUUAAUCUCAAAAAUUUGCUUUAAGAGAGGCACAUAAGUAUUUGAACAAUAAUAUUAGGUGUAAAAAGUUAAAAUAAAAAAAGAUUUUUUAGUUAAAUUUGUCUUUAUUUACGGUCGAAAGUUUGAAAUUUCAAAUUUCUUUGAAAUGUAAGGUUUUUUUUUAUUUCUAGGUAGAUUCCGACGACAUUUUUGAUCAAAUCUUUAAUCAACCAAAGCAAUACGAAGACCAAAGGUGCGACAUUGAAAUCAUCUUGAAGGAUAGGACGAACAAAACACGGCAGGGAGAUUCUAUCAACAAGUCUGGUGAGUUUCGAAAAAUAAUUUUAAAUUGGCUGGAGUAAAGUUUUUAUUGGGAGGGGGGAUAAAAGAAAUUUUUUCGAUGAUUGAUUAUCAAAAAAUGGAUUUUCUGACUCUUAGGCUUGAUUUUUGUUGAAUUUUGUGUUUGAAUUUUUUUAAAUGUUGUGUUAAGUAUAGUUUUUGUACUUCUCAUACUGUACUUUUUAAUACUUUUUUGUUUAAAUUUUCUUUGAAUAAAUUUUUUAUAAAAAACUUACCUUUUAAAGACUUUUUUGGUUUAAAACUUAUUUUCAGAAGAAUUUAACUUGUUUUCUAAUUAUUUUGAUAUUUCAUCUUUUUUACCUUGUGUUAAUGUACUUUAUGUUGUGUUAUGUUGUUGUAGAAGAGUUUGUGCAUCCGGGAAAGAAGUCAGCUAUGAAAAAGAUUACCAAAUCUUUGUCGAAACGUUUCGGAGCCUCAGGCACCCUACGCCGAACUUUAUCAAGACCGUCAAUGCCAUUUAAAAAGUCGAACAGCCUACAUCAUGAUUUGGACUUGAAUUCUCAGGCCGGCUCUUCAAUUCGAUUUGAUGAAGGGUGCUCGAGAAGCAGCCUUAUUGAUUUUAUGAAUAUUGGAAGCACAGAAACGGGCUUAAAUGAACAUAUGGAAGAUAAGCCUAUUCCGAAUUGUGAUGACAAAUCACAAUUGAAUUUCGAUGGCAAAUCGAGUUUGAAUUUCGAUGAAAAAUCGAAUUUUGACAACAGGUCUGUUUCGUUUUAUGGCAGAAAGACGGGAGAAAACGAUGAAUUUUCGGAGAAUAACGAAGGCCGGCCGAGUUUGGAUACGAAGUCGAACUUCACUGUGGAAAGUGGAUCGAGAAGAGAUGGCACAAUUGAUAGUUAUGGAAAGAGUGAAAUGGAAUUGAUCAAGAAGGUGGUCAGCAUUGAGGAACGCUUCAGCUUCUUACGCAGUAACUUUUUUUGUGUUUUUAUGUUGGUUUGUGGGGUUAUGGAGGAUUUUUGGUCGGUUUUAGUGGAGUUUUUUUUAUUCUUAAAAGUGUUUGGUUAUAGUUGGCUACUUCCAUUUAUUGAUUUUUUGAAAUGUUUUAAAGAUUUUUGAACGUUUGUAAAUGUAAAAGCAUUUUAGUUGUGCUUGAGUACGUUUACAAGGUGUUUUAGCUAAUUUUCAUCUGUUUUGUGCUUGUGCUUCUACUUUUUUUACUUGUGUAACAUUAGUUUUGUAAUUUUUUACAGAUUUGUGAUGACUUUUUUUUUACAAUUUUUUGCUUAUUUUGACUGUAAAAAUGAAAGAAAACGGAUAAGUUUUAAUACUUAGAUAGGUAAAUAUCUAAAGUUUAAUGGAGCAAUGACAAAUUAGGUAUGAAAACAAGUGUUUUUUGGAUUGUAACAUGCAAAAUGUUGUAAAUUUUAUGUUUAACUUGUAAAAUUUGAUGUUUUCAGAGAACCCAGAAGACAUUCUGGACUUGAUUAUGAACAUGCAAGGUCGUCGAAUGGACGAACAACGAGCCGAUCCCAUUUUGCCUGGACUGGCUGAUAGAAAUGAGUAUUUGAAGUCACUGUAAGUUGGUUUAUUGGAAAUUGAAUAUAUUUUUUUGAUUUUUUUUAAAUUUAAAUUUUUUUGAUAGGAAAAAUGAAAAUAUUGUACAUUUUGUAAACCUCAUUUUACCAUUCCCUUCCUACUUGUUCAAAUAAUUCUGAGCUUUUUUUAAAGCAUUUUUUUGAGGUUAGGAUGCGCAGGAUUAUUUGAACAACAUUAUAAGUAAUAUGUCUUUAAAAAACGUAAAUUGUAUAUUUUGUCAUAACAAUUAUUAUAGGAUUAAUUUAGAAGUUAAGCGUAACAAUUAGUUUCUGUUUUUGUCAAAAUAUUCAAAACUUUGUGUGUAUUUUGUGUACCACAGGGCUAAAAGCGUAAGAGGAAGUAAAUUGACAUCUAAUGACAUUUUAUAAGGUAUAUAUGUAAAUAGAGGGUACGUUCUUUCUUUUAUAGGUUGUGUCCUAGUUUGUAUGUUACACGUACUUUAACUGAACUCAGGUGACACUUUUUAUGUAGAAACAAAUUGUAACUAUUAUAAGGAUUUUUGAAGUUUAGGUGUCAAUUAGAACGUAGUAAUGUGGCGUUUUCAAUACUCAAUUUUUCUGUAGAGGCAACAGAUUUAAUGAAAAGAUAUUUUGAAAACACUCGGUCUUCCAAGAAUCCAGACAGUGAGUUGGCGAAUAUUGAGUAAAACAUAAUAGCCAGGUAAUGGCCUCGGAAAUGAGAAAAUAAUGUUGCAUGAAAACGCUUAUAGACAUUUUUGAAAAUUGCCAUGUUUAAUAUAAAAAAAAAUUUUUGGUAAGAACGUAUUGAUUACAAAAAGUAGUGAUGUUUAAUGUGUUAUUAAUUACCAAAAUGAUGACAUUUUAAAUGUCAUAAAUAUUCGAAUACUUGCCUUCACAACAAAGUAUCAUAUUUGGCAAAAAAAUUUAACAGCGUUGUUCUACUCAAAAAUGACACAUUCUGUAUAUUUUUAAAUUUAGAAAAACAAGAAAAUUAUUGGGAGCAAUUUUUUUGAAUUGAAGGUAAUUUUAUUACAAAAAUACUUCAAACAUUGCUUUUUGAUACAAAACACUGUUUUUGAACACUUAUUGUUGAGUUACUGCUUUUCUAUACAAAAUGUCACUUUUUCUGGUGAAAUGAGGUCACUUGUAGACUACAAUAACACUUUCAAGUUAAAAAUGGCAGGAAAUGAAAAGGAAAUAACAAAACACUUGAAGUCUACCAUAGCGACUGUGAUAUGGCGUGAAGUUAAGUACGAAACAAUGGCGCUUUAAAAUGACUUUAAUUUUAUUAUAGACAGCACGCAAGUAAAGUGCAGCAUAACAAUAAAAAUGUAUAUAUUAUUGAUAUAAGUUAUGAAAAUAACAAAGGUACACUGUUGCAAUACUAUUAGGUUGUUGAAAUAAUUCUGUGCCCUCUGAAUCCAGAAAAUCAGAGUUGAAAGGAGCGCAGAAUUAUUUGAACAACUUACUAUUAAACAAGGAAGCACGCUUAUGAUGGAUAAUAUUGAGGGUAUACAAUGAAAAUUAAGAAAAAAAGUUGCGUGUGUCAUGUCAGUGAAAUUGGAAUGUCAAGUAGAAUAAAGUUGAAAACAUGAAUUUGUAGUCAUUUUUUCCGUAGGUAGAUAGACCGAUUUUCAAUUGUGAUUUUGACUGCAGGUGUGCUUCAAAAUUGGCGUGAGCUUUUGUACAAAUUUACUUGUUUAAUAUAAAAUCAACCCACUUUAGUAUGACUUUCAAGGUACUGGAUUAAAGUGCCGGUAUAACCAGGGUGUCACACUUUCUAGUUUUUGUAGGACUUUUAGGGCUAGACAGUUUGUUUUGGUUAGGAUCGGCUUUGUGGAGGGAGGGAUGGAUUUGCAAUGUUCUUACUCUUUGGCUUGUCUUAACUUACCUAACCAUAUCUUACUCUAAUUUACUUUUAAACUCUUCUGGCGUGCUUGGUAAGAACGGAAACUGAUAUCUCUUGAUAACUCAAAAUUUUUGGAACAACAGGGGGGCCCACGUUCAAGUUUAAAAAACAUUUUUUGUGGGUCUUUAUCUGAAAAAAAAAUUAUUACAUUUUUUAAUGAUAAUUCACAAUACUUUUUGAAAAACUCUAUCCUUCUGAUCAACACAAAUCUGACCCAAACUCAAUCUGUCAUUGAAGAAAAUCUCAAUAUUUCAUUGAAACAAACAUCAUCCGUCUGAGUUGAACCUCUCGGAACUGGUCUUGCAUGCCCAUUGUCUUACCUUAAAAUCGCACGCAAUUGAAUGAUAUCAUGGUAGACUUGGGUAUUUCAUAGGGCGCUGGAUAUUUGCGUAUUUUUUUGGGUAUAUGUUGUAGGGGCGGACCGAGUUAAUCUGUAAUUACUGCCACCCGCUACUACUUAAUCACGGCCUGUUUGUGAAUGGGAGUGAGAGCGCUGGGUACAACAAGACGAGUAUUAGCCGUGUGUAUUCGACUACUAUAAAGAAGAGCAUUGACUUGUGUGUUGUUGGGUACAACAAGUAUUAGUGUGUGCGGAAGGAGUUUGGUGUUAAUAUUUGGGUCUAUAUUUGAGUAUUAAUACUUGGUAACAUUGUUACUUGUUACUAUAUAGUAUUGACAUCUCUAGCUUUGGUACUAUAUAGUAUUUUCACCUCUGAACUUGGUACUAUAGAGUAUUUUCAUCUACAGACUUUGUAUUACUGAGUAUUUUAAUCUCCAAACUCGAUACCACAAACUAUCUUUCAUCUCUAUACUGUCCUCUUAUACUACAGAGUAUCUUCAUUCAUCUACGGCCGCAUUCAGACAAUUUGUUGUUAUUCAGCUUUUGAUUCCGAUUACUAUAAAAUAAGCAAAUUACGGACCUCAGACGGCAUUUGCUAAAGAUUACCGCGUUUAAGUGUUCGUAUUUGACUUCCAGACUCUUGUUAUUGUCUAGCUGAUAUUACACUUGACUCUAGAGGUUGUUCUUAAUAUUUGACUACGAAUAUUUGGCUUUAUUAUUGAGUUUAACCUAAAUUAACCUACUAAACUUUUAUUACCUGUAUAAACCUAAGAAAACCUAAAAUAAUGUCGAUUUGUAACGGCAAUUGGAAACAACUCCCUUCUUUCAGUCAGGAACAGAACGACGGAGCCAUGUCCGAACGCCUCUACGAAAUCAUCAUGGAACGACAAUCACAUCGACUCGACGAUCAACGUUCCGAACUCGGCGGCCGCCCCAAAAGCUGCUCCGACCUACCAGAAUUGCCGAAUGACAUGUCCGAGUUGGUGAUUGCAAUGUCAUCACGACGAAUGGAGGACCAACGUGCCAGCCUGAAACCCCUCAGGCUAUCGGAUUCGAAUCUAACCUCGAAUGAUGAGUCUGCUCCAGUGCGAUGCGCUUCCGCUUCGGCCACGGUGGAUUAA